GGUAUAAAGGUUCCGGCCAGUUGUCUGUGAACAGUGCUACUGAACCCCGCCGCGCGCGCUUUGAACGUCCCAGGGGCUGCGCGCCUCUCCAGGUCGAUGCCCCAAGCUGAAUGGUGCAGAGACCCAUCUCACCGGACCCCAGCUGAGGACUAGAGUGCAGGAAUCCAAGGAUUCAGGAAACGAUUGCCCAAGCAAAGCGCCUCGUGGCAUGGAGGAAAGUGAGAUGAAAGUUAGAGGCCAACCUUUUGAAUCUCCGCCUUAGGCGAGCAAAGGCGGAUCCAGAUUAAAGCAACAAGCCCCGAAGUAGUCGUAACUACGGAAUAGAGACAGGACAAGAGAAGAACGAUUGUUUUUCAAUCACUGAAACAUAAUUUGCAAUAGCAGGUGAGGGGCAGUUUGCCUUGUCCCGGGGGAGGCAGGAGGAAGCACACCAAAAGUAGAAGAAAAGAGAGAGGAAUUGCUGCGCCCUGCAGGGCUCGCUCUGACGAUCAGUGUGCGUUUGGGCGUUGCAGGCUGACCAGCUCCAGCAGAGGCUGGCCCGGAUCCGGCACUUGCCGCCUGAUGUGGUGCCUCGAGCGGCUCUGCUGGGGUCCCGAGCGCCUCCUACGGGGCGGAAAUGGGUUUCUCCAGGGUCGAGCCCGCAGAGCCAGGACCGUAACGCCCGCCGCGUGCGCAAACGUGCUCACCCCGGACCGCAUCCCCGAGUUCUGCAUCCCCCCGCGACUCGCGCCCUGCCCGGCCCUGGCUGCACUCCGGGACUCCUGGGGCGAAGAAGCAGAGACAAACGAGGGCGCCGGGCGCACGGACUGGGACCCGCGCUCGCAGGCCGCGCUCUCGCUGCAGCACCUGCCCCGCGCGCGCACUGCCUACGGCUUCUGCGCGCUGCUCGAGAGCCCGCACACGCGCCGCAAGGAGUCGCUCUUCCUCGGAGGCCCUCGCGCCGCCGCGCCCCGACCCCGGGCCCACACCUUGGGAGGUGGCGGCGGAGACGCCCCACUCGUGGCUCGGGGCGGAGCCCCCGCCACCACCCCCGCGGCCCCCGGUGGUCCCCGCCCGCCCCGAGACGCGCUCUCCCCGAGGCCCCGCGGACGCCGCCUCCUGCGCGCCCCUGAAGGGCUGCUGAGACGCGCGCUGCGGCCCCGGAGUCGCAGCCUGGCGCGCGCCCGCUCCGUGUACAGCGGGGACGAAGACGAGGAGCGCGGCGCCGGCUCGAGGUACCCCGUCCGGGCCCCCUGCGCCUCUCCGCCGCCGCCCGCCGGCCCGCGGCCCGAGCGCCUGGAGGCGGAGGGCACCGUGGCUCUGGACCGCGUCGGCGGCGCCCUGCGCCUGGCCGCCCAGUACAGCCCGGCCAGCGGGCGCCUCCGCGUCCGGCUGCUCCGCGUCGAGGGCCUGGCCGGAGGAGCCGCCGAGCCCCGCGCCGUCGGCUGCCGCGUCAGCUUCGUCCUGCAGCCGCCGGGCAAGACGCGCCAGCAGCGCAGCGCCGUGGUCCGGCGGAGCCGCAAGGCCGCCUUCGACCAGGACUUCUGCCUCGACGGGCUCUCGGAGGACGAGCUGCGCCGCCUGGCCGUGCGCGUCAAGGCCGAGAACAAGGGCCGCGGCCUGGAGCGGGGCCGCCUGCUGGGCCAGGGCGAGCUGCCGCUGGGCCCCCUGCUGCUGUUCUGAGGGCGCGCAGCCCCAGGCCCUCCCGUCGGGGCGCUUUCUAGGCGCCUGCUGGGGACUCGCGGACACGGACAGCCGCUUUGUAGAAAAUAAAGGUGUAUUUAUUCUUUCAGGCCUUUCAGUCCAAUAUUGGCAGAGAUGAUACUGGAUUAAUUAUCACAGCAAAAGAUGUAAUAUUUUGUAUAGAUAACUUCAAAACUCUUUUCAGCAAAUGGUACGGUGUUCUGCAGUAGUGUUUCCCAGUGUAGAUAGCCAACUGCAUUUCAUUUGUUCCCCACAGUCCUAUUGGGAGAUAAUGAGUCACAUGAAGUGUUAAAACUAGAGGGUCUGGGCGAUCUAAUUGCUCUAAUUUCCUCAUUAUGAAGUUUGCUUAUUCCACAACAUUCAUUAAGACCAUCUUAGAAUAUUUAUUACUUACGAAGGGUUGCUUAAGACCCUGGAUAAGACAGUGAGGCCAAAGGAGGUGAAGUGACUUGUCCAAGGUCAACUGUGAAUAUUAGUAGGAAUCCAGUCUGAUACUCUUGGCUGCAUUUUUCUGGAAAAGCACUGGAGAAAUUGAAAACAUUUUAAUGUUCUAAGCUUAAAUAAUAAUUAUAAUAGUUUCACAAGUAUUAACUUGUGAUUCUUAAAACCACCCUUAAAAAUUUGGCACAGCGAUCUCAUUUUGCAGAUGAGGAUCUUGAGGCACAGAAUGAAGAGCAGAGUCAGGAUUUGCACCUAGGCAAUCAGUAUUUUACUUGUUACAUAAGUUAUACAGUGUCUGAAGGGCUCAUCUCACUACUGUUGUGAAACGGCAACUUAUGUUUGAAAUUGUUGACUGAGGUUGGGGUCUCCUCACAGUCCUCGCCCUCUAGUGGAAAAGCAAAUUGGUUGAAAGGAGUAAUUUAUCUCUUGCUAAUGACUUUAGGCACUGAGAUGAGCUGAGUCUAAGGCUGAAGAGGAAGCUAACUAGCCUCAGAGUCGUAGAAAAAGGGGUGUCAGCCUUAUUGGCAGCAGGUGAGCUAAUGUGCCAGGGCAGGGAGUCAAGAGCCUACCUGUAACAUUGUUCUACCUCUGGCUUCUGAUAAUAAUAGGUUUACUAUGUUUUAAAGGAUGAUUUUUCCUUCAUCCCUCACAUUCACUGCCAACCAGGCAUAUUUCUUCCUUUCUUAUGCGUAUAGGAGGAAAAUGUGCCCUAAAUGAGGGUUGAAAAUAUUUAAAUAUGUGGUGUGGUGUUAAAUAUGACUACAUUAUCAGUCUGGGUUCAGAAAUGAUUUCUGCUUUCACUAAACUGUUGACAGUUUUAUCCAUUGGUGCUCAUGAAAAAUGCUAUUUAGAAAAGAGUUUCAGUUUUAGUGACAGCUCAGGCAAAAGCUGAAAAUGGGUUAUUGUAUUUACAAUGACAGUCAUUGAACAAAUGUGAAUAAUGAAUGAUAUAAAAUAUAAAUAAAAAUCGGUUCAGAUCUGUAACAUGCUCUUCUAUCUACUCUAAGUCACCGUUUCCUUGGUCUUUCGGCCAACAAUUAUUUUUUUUAAUGUAUAACCUUAAUGAUUUUAGAAUUUUGGUAAUGUAACUAAUACUGAGUUCACAUAUGUAGUACUUUAAAAGGAAAAUAAAUGGAGCGUGAAAACAAC
Molecule: messenger RNA, 3273 nt
Organism: Diceros bicornis minor
Lineage: Eukaryota; Metazoa; Chordata; Mammalia; Perissodactyla; Rhinocerotidae
Product: C2 calcium-dependent domain-containing protein 4A-like
Exons: 2
Coding region: 562-1662 (366 amino acids)
Source: RefSeq, a predicted model, not a curated record